Molecule: messenger RNA, 768 nt
Organism: Botrytis porri
Lineage: Eukaryota; Fungi; Ascomycota; Leotiomycetes; Helotiales; Sclerotiniaceae
Exons: 6
Coding region: 1-768 (255 amino acids)
Source: RefSeq, a predicted model, not a curated record
AUGCCAUCUAUUCUAUCAAUUAUUUGGAACAACAAGUUCAACCUCCUCCCCCUUCCAGCAUCCAAUACUUUUUUUGAAGGAAAAUCCAUUCUUGUUACUGGUGCAACAUCGGGAGUAGGUUAUGUAAGUGCAGAAUGUUUUGUCAAACUGGGUACAAAAUCUGUGAUCACAAGCGGAAGAUCGCUUGCGAAAGGGGAACUGGCAAAGGCUAGGAUAGAAGAUGAGACGAGUACGAUAGGAAAGAAUAUUGUAAGAUUCAUAGAUGUGAAUGAAUUCGCAGGGAAAGUAACAAAGGAUAUUCAAGUGAUCGACUUCGUGUGUUUGAAUGCUGGGGCUAUUUCCGCUAAACACAUAUUAGGCAAGGAAGGAUAUGAAACUAUGAUGAACGUUCUUGGAACUUCUUCCUUGGCGUCACUACUAAAAUUGGAAGAGGAAAUGCUUAUUUGGGCAUAUAUGUACUGUAGUGAUAUCAAUCAAGGCACAAGGCCAUUGACGAGGGUACAGUACCGGUGUAACAAUGGGUGUAAUGAUCAAUUUGUGGAUGGGUCUUAUCUGCGUCCUCGCGGCUCACUCCUUCAUUGGAACAUGGCGCACAUUACACAAAUUGUGAGACGGGGGAAAAGCAUAAGAAAACUUAUUUGCAGUAGUUCUGCGGAGCAUAACAUCUUUGGAGAGGAGGGCCAAGAAAUGCAGUCGCAAGUUUGGAAAGAGAUGUUAGGAAUUAUGGAUAAAAAGUGUCCAGCCGCGGUCGAGAGGAUGAAUAGUUGA